AUGUCGAUAAAGAACCAAACGAGAGUGACAGAAUUCAUACUUCUAGGUUUUGGAGACCUUCACAGCUUUAAUAUUAUAUUGUUCUUGUUUUUCUUAAUCGUUUUUCUUUUUACAGUCAUGGGAAACCUUCUGAUCAUCCUUCUGGUGUCGCUCACUGUCCAGCUCCAGUCCCCCAUGUAUUACUUCCUAAGUCAUCUUUCCUUUACCGAUCUCGUGAUUUCCAUUAGUACUCUUCCCAACAUGCUCGGUGCCAUUCUUUUGGGGGGGAUAAAAAUGUCUUAUCUUGGCUGCAUCACACAGUUGUAUUUCAUCUGUAGUUCAACCAUCACUGAAUGUUAUCUCCUUCCCGUGAUGUCCUAUGACCGAUACCUGGCCAUCUGUAACCCCCUAAGAUACACUAGUGUCAUGGACUACAAGUAUCGUAUCUGUCUUUCGGUAUGGCCAUGGUUAUUUGGUUUUACACUUGAUCUUAUUGGAGUCCUUGGGGUGUCAAACUAUAAUUUUUGCCGUGACAAUAUCAUUGACCAUUUCUACUGUGACGUCUCUCCACUUCAGAAGCUUUCCUGCUCGGACUCUUCUCUUGUAGAACUGGAGAUCUUUCUGUUUUCUUUGCCAAUCUUUAUCCUUCCUUGUGGUUUUAUCAUUGUCACCUAUGUAUUUAUCGUCCUCACCAUAGUUAGGAUACCGACAACAACCGGCAAACAAAAAGCUUUCUCAACCUGCAGUUCUCACUUUAUUGUUGUGGGGACAUUUUACGGGACACUAAUAGCUAAAUACAUGAUCCCAUCUAAAGGACAGUCAUUGCUUAUUAAUAAGAUUGUAUCCUUAUUGCACACGGUAUUUACCCCACUGUUUAACCCUAUUAUAUAUAGUCUUAGAAACCAGGAUAUAAAAAUGGCACUUAAAAAGCUCAGUGACCAAUAUCUUGCCCUAUGA
Hyla sarda is the source of this 936-nucleotide messenger RNA. RefSeq names its product olfactory receptor 6-like. Gene Ontology annotation, molecular function: G protein-coupled receptor activity; olfactory receptor activity. Gene Ontology annotation, cellular component: membrane. The coding region runs from base 1 to 936 and encodes 311 amino acids. Gene Ontology annotation, biological process: G protein-coupled receptor signaling pathway. The transcript has a single exon. The record is from RefSeq and is a predicted model, not a curated record. NCBI's taxonomy places the organism in Eukaryota, Metazoa, Chordata, Amphibia, Anura, Hylidae.